Molecule: messenger RNA, 3916 nt
Organism: Myripristis murdjan (pinecone soldierfish)
Lineage: Eukaryota; Metazoa; Chordata; Actinopteri; Holocentriformes; Holocentridae
Product: axin-2-like
Exons: 11
Coding region: 358-2739 (793 amino acids)
Biological process (GO): negative regulation of canonical Wnt signaling pathway; positive regulation of protein kinase activity; regulation of centromeric sister chromatid cohesion
Cellular component (GO): plasma membrane; beta-catenin destruction complex; nucleus
Molecular function (GO): molecular adaptor activity; ubiquitin protein ligase binding; I-SMAD binding
Source: RefSeq, a predicted model, not a curated record
CCCAGUUGGUUUAGAAACAGCCUGGAGGAGCUCUACCGCUUGCUAUGACUUCUUGAAACACUACGUGGGGAAGCAAGUCGAGGGGGGAAAGGCGCUUGUCUUUCUUCAUGGUUGUAUUAAAUUUGUGCUGUGUGAUAACCAUUGGGACGGUAGGAGAGCAGCACCGGGGCGAGUGUAUAGGCACAGCCUGUUGGAGUACUUUACUUUCCCGGGUAUCAUAACGGAGGCUAGUCGGCUACAUGGAUGAGUGAAGAGGAGCUGAGAAGCUCCCCCGCUGCUUUUAGAGAGUGAGGAGGAUUAGGUUGGAGCUCAGAGGAGGCACGACGGCACUCUCACACGGCAACUGGAGCUGGAGCCAUGAGCAGGGCGCUUACGGAGCACAUCAGUAGUAGCUUCCGAGAAGAUGCUCCUCGUCCUCCGGUACCGGGGGAGGAGGGAGAGGCGUCAUGCUACAACCCCAGCAAAUCUGCCAAAAUGAGAGCCCAGAGCAAGGUUAAAGAUAGCCCCGCCGCCGCCGCGCCUCCCGGCUCCACGCCGAGGAGGAACGAGGAUGGACUCGGGGAGCCAGAGGGCAGCGCGUCCCCGGACUCGCCCCUAGUCCGGUGGACCAAGUCUCUGCAUUUUCUCCUGGGAGACCAAGACGGCGCUCACCUGUUCAGGACCUUUCUGGAGCGGGAGAAAUGCGUGGACACUUUGGACUUUUGGUUCGCCUGCAACGGCUUCAGGCAAAUGGACUUAAAGGAUACCAAAACGCUGCGAGUUGCCAAAGUUAUUUUCAAGCGGUACAUCGAGAACAACAGCAUUGUCGCCAAGCAGCUGAAACCCGCCACCAAGACCUUUAUAAGGGAUAGUAUUAAGAAGCAGCAAAUAGACUCUGCGAUGUUUGACCAGGCGCAGACGGAAAUUCAGUCCACCAUGGAAGAGAACGCGUACCAGAUGUUUUUGACCUCUGACAUAUACCUCGAAUACGUGCGCUCCGGCUGCGAGAACGCGGCUUACGUGAACCACGGCGGGCUCGGCAGCCUCAAGCUGAUGUGCGGAUACCUGCCACCUCUCAUGGAGGAAGAGGAGUGGAGUUGUAAUGACCUGAAGGCAAAAACGUUAGCGUCUGUGGUUGGGCUGUCUGCGAAAACCCUGAGGGCUACUGCGACCAUCCGGACAGCAGCUGAAGUGCUUGAGAGUGGAUGCAGGUCCCAUCGGCGAGGAGACCCCGCCAGCCCCUACUUUGUCAACUCGGGCUACAUCUUCGCCCCUGCCACCAGUGCCAACGACAGUGAGAUCUCCAGCGAUGCCACGACAGACGAUUCCAUGUCCAUGACGGACAGUAGCGUAGAUGGAAUCCCUCCAUACAAGCUGGGCACCAAGAAGCAGCUCCAGCGCGAGAUGCAUCGCAGUGUCAAGAUCAAUGGCCAGGUUUCACUACCCCACUUUCCUAGGACACACAGGCUGCCUAAGGAGAUGACCCCCGUCGAGCCGUCGGCCUUUGCUGCUCAGCUCAUCGCGCGGCUGGAGAAGCUGAAGAGAGAGCAGGACACCAUGAGUUCACUGGAGGAGAGGCUGCAGCAGAUCCAGGAGGAGGAGGAAAGGGAGGAGAGCGGCGACCUCACCUGCAGCACCGCCCUCCACCACCCUCUGCUGCCCACUGGCAAUCAAUGCGAGGAGGACCCCCAGGCCAUACUAGAUGAGCACCUAUCCCGUGUCCUCAAGACACCCGGCUGCCAAUCGCCCGGCGUGGUGCGGCACUCGCCGCGCGCACGCUCCCCAGAUCGGACCACCGCCUUGGUGUCCUCUGGCCACGGGCCCUUCCUCGGUGCCUUUCCUGCGGUCUCCAAGGUCCUGAUGGCAGGCAGGCAGUCCACCAAGCACAUCCACCAUCACUACAUCCACCAUCACCAUGCUGGGCCCAAGACCAAGGAGCAGAUCGAGGCCGAGGCAGCUCAGCGUGUGCAGUGCCUCUGCCCUCCAGGGGGCGCCGAUUUCUCCGACUUCGCCCAUGCUCGCUGCAGCACUUUGUCCAGACGGCCAGUCAAGGCCAUUGAGGAGGGUGUGGUGCCACCCAGCCUGCCCCUGGACGCCACCGACCGCUCUCAGAAUGUUUGGCAGUGGAUCCUAGAGAGUGAAAGGCAGGGCAAGCACAAGCCCCACAGCGCUCAAGGCUUAAAGAAGUCCAACCCCUUGGAGCCCAAGACCCUGUCGGGCCGGACCCACUCCCCUUGGGGUGGAGGCGGCAUCGGCAGUGGGGGUCACCUCCGCGCCCACCACCCCGGACAUCCCUUCAUCCAGGACCCAGCCAUGCCACCCCUACCCCCACCCAACACCCUGGCACAGCUGGAGGAGGCCUGCCGCAGGCUAGAGGAGGUCUCCAAGCCCCCCAAACAGAGGCAUUCAGCAGCAGCCAGCAGCCUUCAGAGAGACAGGAGUCAUCCCGCAGCUGCUUUCCCCACUGGAGGCAGCCCUCUAGCCAGCCCUGGACUUCAACCAGACGAGUCCAAGGAGCUAGUGGUCACCUACUUCUUCUGCGGCGAAGAGAUUCCUUACCGCAGCAUGAUGAAGACCCACUGCCUCACCCUGGGACACUUCAAGGAACAGCUCAGCAAGAAAGGCAACUACAGGUACUACUUCAAGAAGGCCAGCGAUGAGUUUGAGUGCGGUGCUGUGUUUGAGGAGGUGUGGGAGGAUGCCACCGUGCUGCCCAUGUAUGAGGGCAAGGUCCUGGGCAAAGUGGAGAGGAUGGACUAAUGCCACUUUAUUGCCAACCAACCCCCCCUCCAACCCCGCCCACCCCCCGCCACCAACCCAACAUAAUGCCAAACCUUCGCUAAGAACCUUGAGCAAGAGACUCGAUGAAACUAGGAAAAAAAUACACUCUGGACUCCUUUUUUGUUUUUGUUUUUUUUUUCCUAUUUCUUAAUAUUAAGCUAAACAGAGUUAAUAUAUCCAGCACAAGAGGAGUGAUUGAAGGAAGACGAGCCAAUGAAGUAUGCCGAACCCAGAGGAGGCGCCGCCCCUCCUCCCUGACUUUCUCAACCAAUCAGCCUUAGAAACACAAGGGAACGACGCGACAUGAGAGACUGGAGAGGACAGCAAUGAGAACGAUGAUAGGAGGCCAGUGGACCGCCUCUUCUUGAAUAUAACCACUGAAGAUGCAGAUGACUGUUUUUUUUUUGUUUUGUUUUGUUUUGUUUUUUUAACUUUGUUUUUCUUCUUUGGCGAUGUGAGAGACUGAUGGUGCGUUCACGCCGGCUUUUCGGCCAAGUGCAAAACGGACUGGCAGGCGACCUGCUCUUAACGUUACACUCUUAACAUUGUUACAAAAAAAACGUCUGUACGUGUGCAUAUACAUACAUGCGUAUAUGUAUAUAUACAUGUAUUAUAUAUAGAUGCUUUUUUUGUCAUGAGUUGAAAAUUUUUAUUGAGUAUUUAUUGAACCCCAACCCCCUUCGCCCUUCCCAAGUCAUCUUAAACCUGUGUCCCUCCCUGCCUCCCAUUUCCAGCCAAUGGGCAAGCUGCUUUGAGUGUUGGGAGAAUACUGUGGUGAUAUUGUUUUGUUUGUUUUGUUUGUUUUUACUUUACACAAAGGACAUGACGCCUAGCCCCCCCACCCCACCCCCAUAGCCUAUAGCCCUGUCUGACCCGUACCAACAACCUUAGCAGAGGUGUUGUGCGAGGCGCACUCCCUCCACCCUUGUAAUGGUCAACCCCAGUCUUAUAUGCUGCUGAUAGUUUGUGAUGUUCUGUUUGUCACACUAGUGUUUUCUCUCUCUCUCUCUCUCUCUCUCUCUCUCUCUCUCUCUCUCUCUCUCUCUCUCCCUCUCUCUCUCUCUCUCUCUCUCUCUCUCUCCCAGUCCAGCAACAGAGCUCAAUCUUUUUUGUUGUGCCUUUGUUUGUACACCAGGCAUUGCACAGGGGGGGGAAC